AUGGUAAUGGUAACACCUCAAUACCUUAUUUUGGAAACGUUGAAUAACCAUACGGUUAGUUUUACUUAUGCACCUCCAAAUCUGAAUAUAGCUGAAGCUGUUGGCAAAUUAUCUAAUCCGUCAGAUGAAAAUGCACAGCUUGAAGACAGUUGGUGCUGGGAACCAGACAAUAUCAAGCUCGACACUCGUCACAGUUCGGAAACCUCAAGCGGCAAUGGCAACGAUUUGGUUAAUGUUACAUUGGAAGAUGUGUCAAUGGGUAAUGCCGCACAAACAGCGCAUGCAUUACAGUUGCGUUUGGAGAAAUCGGAAGCAGAAAAUAAAGAUUUGAACACUGCAUUAGAGGAACUAGAUGAACAACAUAACCUAGCUAUGCAAAAUGUACUUGAGUUAAAAAAUGAAUUGCAAGAAAAGCUAAACGUUGUAACUACGAAUUAUAACAUCCUUAAGGAAGAGCAAGCCGAUAAGUUUAUAUGUAGUGAGCUUGAGUUAGGAAAAUUGAGGAAAGAAAUUGAGAAACUUCAAGGCGAUAAUAAAACAUUAACAUUUGAAAGAACCGAUAUACAAAGAAAAAAUGAGGAUAUGGUGCAAAUGUUAAAGAUAAAUGAAGAAGAUAUGUUAGAUUUACAAACUUUAUUAGAAAAGAAAGGUCAGGAUAAUAUUGAAUUAAUAGAAAAAGUUAAAAUUGCCAAUAAAGAAACAGAAAAAUCUGAAGAUGAACGCACAGAAUUAUUGCAACGACUUGAACAGGUAUUGAAAGAAAUAGAAGAGUUGAAAACAAUAAAAGAAAAGAAAACCUCCGAAUCAUCCUCUAGCUCGAUGGGUAAGCAAAGCGAAGAUGAGUUUAUACUAGUUGGUAAAAGUGAUACAAAUUCCUCUGGUCCUACAACACCCCCAACAAAAGAGGAAUUGAAGGACAAAAUUGUGCAAUUGGAAAAUCGCGUAUCAGAACUAACGUUGGAAAAUGGUAGCUUAGCAUUGAAAUUAAGAGAUCAGGAAAUGCCAAACAAUUUACAAAGCCUACAAAGUUUAGAGGAGAAAUGCGAAGCACAAGCAGAAAAUAUAAAAAUGCUACUAGCAGAACAAUUAGAGGCACAGGAGAAAAUUGAUGAUCUUAAAGAGCGAGCAGCAGAGGCUGUUAUUGCACAAGAACAACUUAAAAUUUUAACAGAAGAAAAAACACUUCUUUCAACGGAAUUGAAAGAAAGUAAGGAGAGUAUAAGUUCAUUGCUUGAAUUAAAGCAACGUUUGAUUUUUUCCGAAGAAGAAAAGGAAGCAUUGCAGGUAGAAUUGCAAUCUCUACGUACAGCACAAAAACGUGUUACAGAAUUGGAGUGUAAAAUCCAACAAUUGACGCUUGAAAAUCAGAAAUUUAAAUUAAAUGCGGAAGCGGAAACAGAAACAUUGAAUAAUAGUGCGGAACUUGAAGACAGACUUAGGUGUUUAACGACGGAAAAUGAAAGUUUGCGCACAGAAUUGGAAAGUAUAGCACAAGAUAAAUUCCGUCAAGCGAUCGCAGAAGAAAAGCAAGAAAUUACAGAUCUGGAUGCAGAUGAGGAAGAGCCGUUUAAAUUAGAGAAAUUCCGUGAUGUACUUGAAGUGUAUGUAAAGCAAGAGACAGCUUUGAGCUCUGAGGAUUCUGUAGAUAGAGCUUUCAAAUCGUUACGAGAGAAGCUUUGGAAAAUUGAUGCUUUAGAAAAGAGUCUAGCACAAAUGUCUGAAGAUAUGAUUGAUCUACAAGAUGCAAAGUUAGUUUGGGAUCAUGAAAAGAAAACUUUAGAGGCAGAUAUUUCUCAAUACAUUUUACAGUGUGAUGAGUUAAUGAAAAACAAUGAAAUACUACUAAACGAAUUAGAAAAUUAUAAACGAAACAAGCUAGAGACUAUAUCGGAAAAUAACGAAGAAAAUAUUGUGCAAUUGGAAUCACAACUCGAGGAGUCUAUUAAACUUAAUACUACCUUAGAGAAGGAGUAUGUUGACUUGCGUGAUAAAAUCAGUGAAUUAGAGCAUGAGAAACUAGAAUUUGCUGAACAAAUAAAAACAAUGGAAAAAAUAGAGGAUGAACUUAAGCUGCAAAUCAAGGAUUUAGAAUUGGAAGUAGAAAAUUAUGAAUUGGAGAAAACAAAUUUAGUUUUUGAAAUGAACGAAUUAAAAGCUGAGGAUGAUAAGGAACAGAAGUCUGCACAACUACUAAAGCAAGUUGAGGAUAAAAACGAAAGUUUGGAAAAUCAGUUGAGUAGAUUAAGUAAAGAUCAUGCAGAUUUGCUUAUAAACUCAUAG
This is a messenger RNA of Teleopsis dalmanni, 2280 nucleotides long. Its product is annotated as girdin-like. The transcript has 3 exons. Bases 1 to 2280 code for a protein of 759 amino acids. The record is from RefSeq and is a predicted model, not a curated record. Lineage: Eukaryota; Metazoa; Arthropoda; Insecta; Diptera; Diopsidae.